CAGGCUGGGCUACGCAGAGAGACUCGUAGAGCGGAUCGGUUCUGCUUCUGAGAACCCCCGUUCUCUGGUAAAAUUACACUGUUUACUUGAAAGGACAUAGCAGUUCUUCAGCCGUGUGUUCAGGGAAGCGAGUAUGGUGUUCCCUGACUUCCCACUGGCCAGCACUUGCGUCCCGAAAAUAUCCAGAGACAAAAGUAUUAGCAAGGCCCCAAACCCGGUGUCCUUGUUCAAGAUUGGAUUAAACCAGGAUCCUAAUCCGAAUUUCGUGACCACGAAGAACUUUAAUCCUUUCUGUUCCCAUUUCUCAAUCACCUCCAAAAUUAUUUGUGCCCUAAAUCAUAAUCUGGUGCUUUGCUGCUAUAAAAUUAUGUCUGUUUCUGACAUGUCAAGCUGUCUAUGUUGCAGAAUUUUUUGUGUUACACCUGUAAGGAGUAUGUAGAAGACCUGGCAAAAGUCCCCAAGGCGUUUUUACAAGAAGCAAAUGUGAGGCUUAUAGUUAUUGGACAGUCAUCUUAUCACCACAUCAAGACCUUUUGCAGUUUGACUGGGUAUACACACGAAAUGUAUGUAGAUCCACAAAGGGAAAUUUAUAAAAUAUUUGGCAUGAAAAGAGGUGAAGGUAAUAAUGUAUCAGUGCGGAGCCCUCAUGUGAAAUCAAACAUGCUCCUGGGAAGCAUUAAGAGUGUGUGGAGAGCGAUGACUGGCCCAGCUUUUGAUUUUCAAGGAGAUCCCGCUCAGCAGGGAGGAACUUUGAUUUUAGGCCCAGGCAAUGAAGUUCAUUUUUUGCACCUUGAUAAAAACAGGCUGGAUCAUGUGCCCAUUAACACAGUUUUGCAGCUGGCAGGAGUUAAGCCAGUAAAUUUCACAAGCAAACCCCAGAUUAUUGACAUAUGACACUGACACAGCAGAAUUUUUUUUUACUUGUGCUUUGCAAGAACAAUUCUCCAGUGAAUUCCCACCGGCAUUGGUACUGUUGUGUCUUUAUGGGACAUAUGAAACUUUAUCUAGAAAAUAAGAGCACAGAAUAAACUACACAGCACUGAAGAUGGACAUGAAAUUGCUGUUUCCAUUGUGUAUCACAAAAACUAAAACACAACUGAGGCUUAAUGCAAAAUUAUGUUGCUUAUUAUUUCCUCAUCACACAAUCUUGCUAAUAUAUUUUAAAAAUCUUUGUUCAAGACGCACUAAACUAAAAAAGUCUGUUUUUUCUCAGGAAGAAUUUGGGAUUUUUGCCUUCAGCUGAUCACACUGACUUUCAAUCCAGUACUUCUCAGCACUGGUUUAAAGCUUAUGGAACCGUGUGACAUUCUUGUAUUAAGUAUACCUUGAAAAAACAGAGUUUUGAACACUGGGACUUCAGCUUAUGCCUACUUUUGCAUGUGGGACUGGCAGACAUUCUGGAAUGCAUUUUAUGGUUUUAAAUAAAUAUUUUAAAUACAUCAUCCGUUGUCUGCAAUUACUCUGUGUAAUACAUAAAGGUAGGUCUGUAAGGCCAAGAAGACAUGUGUCUUAAACAUAUUUCUGAUCAGAUUGUCAGUUUUGGAGUAGGCCAUAGUCAAUUACUUUUCCUAUGAAGAUCUGCAGCAGAAUAUUCUCCCUUGUAUGCAUAUACUUUAUCUCAAGAGCAAGACAUCUCUUAAAAAAUGUCCUUAGUUGUUUCUGUCCUAGACAAAGGAGCUAAGGAAAACAGCAUUUUGGUUUGAAGUUCUGUCAGAUUGCAUAUUACCUAUUUUUCUAGAAAUGUUUAUGUUCAGAAUCUUGCUUUCAUUAAAGUAGAUGUGUCGUCUUUCAUCUAUGAGUCACUUCUUUUUAGCAAUUUUAAAAUAAGAUUGUCCAAGAUUUUAUGGAGGAGCAUAUUCUCCUCUGCAGUUUCUGAUCUGGCCU
Molecule: messenger RNA, 1884 nt
Organism: Athene cunicularia (burrowing owl)
Lineage: Eukaryota; Metazoa; Chordata; Aves; Strigiformes; Strigidae
Gene: PRXL2C
Product: peroxiredoxin like 2C
Exons: 5
Coding region: 397-894 (165 amino acids)
Source: RefSeq, a predicted model, not a curated record